Glycine soja is the source of this 473-nucleotide messenger RNA. RefSeq names its product tropinone reductase-like 3. Lineage: Eukaryota; Viridiplantae; Streptophyta; Magnoliopsida; Fabales; Fabaceae. The coding region runs from base 50 to 382 and encodes 110 amino acids. The record is from RefSeq and is a predicted model, not a curated record. The transcript has 2 exons.
CAGAGUUGUGUUUCUUCCACACCUUAGCAUUGGAGAGUAAACUCCUUAAAUGGUCGUUUCUCAGACACAAAUAAAGCCUCUUUCUUUAUCUGAGUUGGGUAAGAGAUUUGAAGGGAAAGUGGCAAUUGUGACAGCUUCCACUCAGGGAAUUGGCUUUGCCAUAGCACAUAGGCUUGGCUUGGAGGGUGCAUCUGUUGUCAUCUCUUCUCGCAAACAGCAAAAUGUUGAUGUGGCGGCUGAAAAUCUCCAGGCUGAAGGAAUUGAAGUGUUGGAAGUUGUUUGCCAUGUUUCAAAUGCUCAACAAAGGAAGAAUUUGAUAGACAAAACAGUUCAGGAGAGAUUUAUUCUGAUAAGCUAUGCAAUUUAUACCGACAGUGUAUGAGCAUUGAUUUCUUAUUUAAAACACCAACACUUUUUAAUGAGUAAACAUUAUUCACUGACAAUAUAAAGAGUUUUUACUUUUUACACUUUUA